UCUGGGAGGGGGAAGGGGCGGGACCCGCAGAGUGAGGCGGAGGUGGGUCGGCUAGACCGGCACAGGCGUUGAAGGAGCUGGAUAUCGCCCGCGGCUGAGCCGACAGACCCAGGCGAGCAGACCAGAGCGGAGCGCUCGGGAAAACUGACCCUGACGGAGGCAGUGGGCUUGUGAGACCGCAGAUCAGGGUGUUGGGAGGAAUUGCAUCACCUGGAAGGCGCGACCAUAGACUGACCGGCGCAGGGCACCUGACGGUUCUGAUCUUUGUACUGCGGGAGCUGCUCUUCAUCUCCUGCUCCUGAUCUAUGGAUUCUCCAUCUAGCGUUUCCUCUUAUUCCUCCUCCUCUCUCUCCUCGUCAUUUUCUACAUCCCCUGUGAACAGUGACUUUAGCUUCCCCUCUGAUAAUGAGAGGGAGGGCAGGAGCGCCCAUGGGCUCAGGCCAGCCGCUGUUGAGCAAAGGGGAGGCUCCCAGCCCAGUCCAGGUCCUAUCCGCUGCAGACAUCGCCCCAGGGUUUCUAGUAACCAACAAGCAGCAUCUCAUCCGGAACAGCGAGGAUCUAGGGUCAAAGGAUCCAGAGACGGUGAGCUGGAGACCAGUCUGCACACCCAGGGGUGCACCACAGAGGGAGACCUGCUUUUUGCUCAGAAGUGUGAAGAACUCCAAGGGUUCAUAUGGCCCCUUACAGACCUACUGAACGGACUAAAGAUGGGCCGCUUCGACAGAGGGUUGAGUAGCUUCCAGCAGAGUGUGGCCAUGGACCGUAUCCAGCGUAUAGUCGGUGUUUUGCGGAAGCCUCAGAUGGGAGAGCGUUAUCUAGGAACCUUGCUGCAAGUGGAAGGGAUGUUAAAGACUUGGUUUCCUCAUAUAGCUGCCCAGAAGUCAUCCUUAGGAGGUAGCAGGCACCAGAUAAGCAAGCUCUUCCCAAGCCACCACAGUGACUCGGCUGCGUCCUCUCCUGCACCUCGAAUGGAAAAGGUGGGCCACACACAGCCAGGACAUUCAGUUCUGAAGCCAAAGCAGUCUUGGCACCUCACAGAGUGGCCAGCUAUGAACCUCACCUGGACUCACAGCACUCCAAUUUGUAACCCUCCCCUCAGUUCCCAGGGCUCCACUUCUGCCCACAGCUCCUUAGGCACUGGAGCCAGCAUCGGUGUCAUCCUAGUCCUCCAGAAAGGGGGACAGCCCUCCACCCGCUCUGCCCCAGGCACCCCAGUUCCACCAACUACACUGCCUCCUGUCGUCCCUGGUGAGCUGAAGAAACUGUCUGGAGAGGGGCCUUGUUGCCACAGUGUGCCAGUAAUGCUGCCGUCAGACUGGAGCCGCACCCUCUGUCCCCCAGUUCUACCUACCACAGUCAGAGACAGGACUACAGGACACCUAGAGUCUGCAGUUGCCCCUGGUCCUUAGCCCCGACCCAGACUUACACCUGUCCUCCAGUUUCCAGUCUGCGUAAAUUUAUGUUUAUGUGGUAUUCUUUUUUCUUUUCUUUUUUUUUUAACUUUUAAUGUAUUUGUGGCAAGGAAAAAUAAAUCCUUUCUGAUUAAA
Molecule: messenger RNA, 1547 nt
Organism: Mesocricetus auratus (golden hamster)
Lineage: Eukaryota; Metazoa; Chordata; Mammalia; Rodentia; Cricetidae
Gene: Ciart
Product: circadian associated repressor of transcription
Exons: 6
Coding region: 306-1409 (367 amino acids)
Biological process (GO): negative regulation of DNA-templated transcription; circadian regulation of gene expression
Cellular component (GO): nucleus
Molecular function (GO): RNA polymerase II cis-regulatory region sequence-specific DNA binding
Source: RefSeq, a predicted model, not a curated record